Molecule: messenger RNA, 1635 nt
Organism: Lithohypha guttulata
Lineage: Eukaryota; Fungi; Ascomycota; Eurotiomycetes; Chaetothyriales; Trichomeriaceae
Gene: DOT1
Product: Nucleosomal histone H3-Lys79 methylase
Exons: 1
Coding region: 1-1635 (544 amino acids)
Biological process (GO): DNA damage checkpoint signaling; subtelomeric heterochromatin formation; DNA repair
Cellular component (GO): nucleosome; nucleus
Molecular function (GO): histone H3K79 methyltransferase activity; histone binding
Source: RefSeq, a predicted model, not a curated record
AUGGCUGACCCGAAGCCGAAGAGAAGCGUGCCGUUGCCGACGCUGAAUGUUAAGAAGGAUCUAAAGAGUAUGAUGUACACUAGCUCAAAGAAGACUGCUCCAGCUGCUUCAACAACGGCUUCAUCAAGGUUGGCUGUACCUCCAACAACGAAAUCGACCAGCGCUACAAUCCAUACAAGAAUUGGAAAGAACGGAUUGCCGGUAAUAAAGUCAAAUGGCGCGCGCAAGUCUGCUACCCCGAAUCGCAAUCUGUCGCGCACUUCCAGCAGCGAACCAAGGGAGAUAAUACGGAAUGGAAAAGCCUCACGGUCAAGUCGUUCUUCACCUGCAGUCCACAGCCCUCAGUUCGGUCCUGACUCAGAUGAAGAAGACGAUACUGAGCCACGACGCAAGAGAAGAAGAAUGAAUGGUCAUGCAGAGGACAAAAAGCGCAAGAUUCGCGAUGCUGGAUCAUUUUCCAACGACGACCCUAGACCUUACGAUAUUGUCCACGCCCUUGAUAUUGCCAACAAUACUAUUCAAAAGCAUGGUACUUUCCAGUUCGCCGAAUACUUCACCACUCUUGCCAGCAAUGAAGACGAUAGCCCCACUAUUGAGCUUCAGUAUCCGUGUAUUGGCAUGACGGAGAAGUACCAGCUAGUCAAGCCUAACGACAAAACCGACUUCAAACCUCUUGACGAAAUCAGAGAAAACAUGAAGAUAGUUAGGGAGUUCUACUUGGAUACCGACACUGCCGAAAAAAUCGAACCUGAAGGAGGAUUUGGAGGUGGAUUAAUUGAGCAACUUGAUCGCUACGCCCGUGACACGCGACCGGGAGCUCAGACACAUUUUAUGGAGGUCAUCCAAGAAUACAACGAGCUAUUAGCGAUCAAACGGGACGAUGGAACUCUCGUUAGAAAAAUUGAUGAGAUGACUUCACCUCUUCCUCUGAAAUUGGUUAAUCAUAUCAUUAAGGAGCAGGUAUAUUCGAGAACUAUCUCACCCUACAUUGAUACGGUCAGAGAGUACGAAGGAUUCAGCGACAACGUUUAUGGCGAGCUUCUGCCUAAGUUUCUGUCACGGAUAUUCCAGGAAACACAUCUAACAUCAGACCAGAUCUUCGUUGAUUUGGGCUCUGGUGUCGGAAACUGUGUCCUGCAGGCGGCACUGGAGAUUGGAUGUGAAUCGUGGGGCUGCGAAGUUAUGGCAAACCCAGCAAAGCUGGCUCAAGCGGCGGCACAAGAAUUUCCUUCAAGAUGUCGUAUGUGGGGGAUUAAACCUGGGCGCGUGCAAAUCAUACAGGAUGAUUUUCGAACAAAUCAGCAGAUUGGCGAUGUCCUGAAACAAGCUGAUGUUGUUCUGGUGAACAACCAAGCAUUCAAUCCAGAUCUCAAUGACGUACUGAAGCGAAUGUUUCUGGACCUGAAAGAGGGGUGCAAGAUCGUGAGUCUGAAGUACUUCCGGGACCCCAAUCACAAAGUCAAGGAGAGCAACAUCAACGAUUUGGUAAACUGCUUGAGUGUACAAAAGAAGGAGCGCUUUAGUGGGAUGGUCAGCUGGACUGAUGAUCCCGGAAACUGGUACCUACACAUCAAAGAUUCGGCCGAGCUUCUUGCGGUUAGGAAGCGGAUGGAGCGAGGUCAACAGGGUUCUUAG